AAGGAAAUAAACAGAAGGACAAGCACUAUGAAAGAAAACUUCUUCAUCUACAAAGAGUCCAUAAAGUUCUUUAUGUUGAUCAACCGAGUGAGAAGCUGGAUUGAGGAAACCGAAGAUCUCCAGUCAGCACGGAUAUUAACCAAGGAAAAGUACACCCAUCGCUAAUCGAACCAAAUAAGAUGUUAGCCGAACUCAACAAGAUCCAACAGAAACUGCAGAGGAACCAACUUCGUCUUAGCGAAAACUCUCCGAAAAGGCUGCAGUUAGUGUACAAACUAAUGAAAGCGCAAGCCAUUUUUAAAGACAACAUGCUAGUCAUAGACGCAAGGCUACCAAUAUACAUAAAUCAGCAUGCCACUCUAUUAGAACCAGUACCCAUACCACUCGUAAUUAAAGGAAGAAAGGUUAUUCCGAGGACUAAAACGAAAUUCCCUAUCUUCAACACUGAGAUAAACGCCUAUCACUCAGUGACUGAAAUGGAAGUCGGUAAUUGCCGGCAUGAAGGCGAAACCACAUACCUGUGCGAAGGAAGUUGGGCGUGGGAAAUAAAACCGAACAACAAGCAGCCGUGCAAAAUGAUGGAAUACGAGGAGGACACGUUCGUCAAAAAACGUAAUGGGAAAAACCGAUGGCUCUUCAAGGUAUUUGAGAAGAAGUCAGCCCAUAUUACAUGCGGAAACUACGAAGACAUGGUCCUUUAAACAAACCAAGGCAUAAUCGAGCUAAACGCUGGAUGCUCAGCCAAGAUAGGUAAAAUUAACAUUAUAACUCCGCAGGACUUAGUAUCUACAAAUACUGCGAGAUACUCUCCACUUUUCCUGAAGAUAAUCGACCACAACACCACAUGGGAUCCAACACCACUUCAACACAUUAUCGUAAAUAACUCA
This is a messenger RNA of Drosophila arizonae, 887 nucleotides long. RefSeq lists its product as uncharacterized. The record is from RefSeq and is a predicted model, not a curated record. NCBI's taxonomy places the organism in Eukaryota, Metazoa, Arthropoda, Insecta, Diptera, Drosophilidae.